AUGUGUAAAAAAAUAUCAGAAAACAACAAAGCUGAAAGGCUGCAGUCAGAAUCCGAUCGUGGUCAAUGGUGGUCACCAGAUAUCAAAGCUAUAUGCAAUCCGCCUUGUGAUGGCGGGACAUGUGUGGCUCCAAACAGGUUGCUGUCUUCCCAAUCGCCAACAAUCCUUAGAGCAAGCACAUACCUAAUCACCAAGGAGAGAUCGAGCGGGAAAAUAUUCGGCAAAAUAUUGGCUGAUUCUACGUCACCAAAUAGUAAUUAUGUGGAUACAAUAUGGGUUAUGAAACAUGAUUUCAACAUUAUCAAUAUCUACUUCGAAUCAAUUUACAACCAGUCCCCGCUCCAGGAAAACGGAUCAUCUACGGUGUAUAGAAAAUCGAAGAAUUAUACUUGUUCAGACAAUCCAAGCCCAUCUCAACCUGUGACCGUGUUCAAAUGUAACAUAACUGACAAUAAUUUUGACUGGUUACUAGAGAAUGGAGAUAUUAUGGUGGUGACGAUAUCAACACAAAGCGGUGGAUUCCGAGACAUCAAUUCGACAACUAAUCAUAAGCACUUCUCACAUGAAAGUUAUGUAUCACAAACAUCAACAAAACAGAUGGAGUUCAAGUUCGAUUACCACCCACCGUACCACUGCUUGGAGAAAGCUAACUGUUCAACAGGUCAGAAGCCGCUGCAUCUUAGUCAUGAUGUCACAAAGGAGCCGGUAAACAUAUCAUGGGAUGGAUGGAGCGAUCUUUUGUCGGGUGUUGAUGUAUACACAAUACAAGUAUAUCCCUUGCAACAAGACAGGACAGGUGAUCUGACUGAGGUUAACCCGGCAAAUCCUAUAUAUUACCUGACCAGUCUCUCUAACUCCUCCGACCCGUCAUACCUACCGCCUUCACCCGGAAUGUACUCGAUUAUACUAGAGGUUGGAGACAAAGCAAACAACACUAAAUACAGUCGUCGAAUGCUGCUGUUUGACGAUGAAUCUAACGUCACAACAACUGCUAAUCCUAUAAAGAUAGAAGGUGCUGUAGGCGAUGUAAACAAUAGCUGGAUCAAUAAUCUGCACGACCCAGUAGUGGUUAGCUGGCAAGGCCAUUUUCGGAACAAGAAACAUGAGGAAUAUCAUUUUUUAAAUGCUGUUGCUACUUUCAAACCACAGACAAUAAUGCACUUUCGACAUAAGAAUGUAUCUUCAGUUUUAGAUGACCACGAAGGAAAACGUACUCUAAAGAAAAUACCCAACACGCAUGGAAUAACCAAAUUACAAAUAACCUAUGAACUGAAGAAUCACGGAGGACGUCAUCCCUGGACUAAUGUUGAUAGUUUCUUAGACGAGAAGGCUACCCUUAAUAUUUCACGUUUGGAUGGAGAUACCGUGAUAAUAUCAUUGAAAGCAUUUGAUAUAUUGGAAAAUAAUGUGGAACAACAAAUACUAAUGAAUGUUGACGCAUCAUCACCAAACGUCGAAACGCCAAAAUUGAACCGAAACGUACAAAAUGGAUCAUAUCCUUUCUCGAGUGGAAUUCAAUUUAACGCAUACGAUGAGCAAAGUGGUAUAACCAUGUUCAAAUGGAAAAUUAAGACUAAUGAUUCUGAAGAAAUUUUUCAUGAGGGUGAAUACCAAGGAAACAGAACAGAGGCUAGACCAUCUAGGGAAGAGGGGGUAUGCAGCCCAGCCGGUGGUUGUUUUUAUUAUCUCCAUAUAUUUGAGAUUAACAACUGUUGGAUGAAGGUACAUAAGGAUAGACUGGCAACCGAGGUCAUUGAUGUUUAUAUUGAUGUUUUCAAUCUGGCCAUGCUGAACUCAUCUGUCCAAAUCCAGAUUGAUGAUUUGCGUACAUUUGAUGGUAUUGAAGAGUAUUACGGCCCAAUUGACCUUACGAUUUCCGGCACAACAUCCAACACUGCAAACUUUCAAUGGCAAUUCGGACCGAGCUGUUACGACCGUUCAGGAAUACUUUUGAGGUACAAUGUUUCUGGACAGACACAGACUAUGCAAGUCCAAAAGGACUCCAUAUACUACACACUUGGGAACCUUGAUUCAGAAACGACCUACACCGUCAAUUUCGUCAUUCAGUAUGGUGAUGAGGAAAGUGAUCCAGUUCAGGUCACUUUUACCACAGGAAAGCAAGAAGUCUUGUCAACAGGUAUUAUUGCAGCGAUUUCUACAGUGAUCGCGAUUCUCGUGGCUCUGUUAAUCGUUGGCAUAGUGCUAUGGAGGACUGGGAGGCUCAGCCGAUACAAGGAAUCUAUCUACGGUCACAUUCAAAGACGGACAGUCAAACGUCGACGCACCAACAACUCCGAAGUGAACCGAGAUUUAGAGCGGAAGUCAUUCGCGAACUUAGCAUAUUCGGAUGUCGGCGAUGAGGAUGUAUACCUGUAUGGCCAAAUGGUUUUCAACGAGAAUCAAUCAUGGGAGGUAAACCAUGACAAGGUGUCCUUAGUCGAGAAAAUAACAUCUGGACGGUUUGCCGACAUCUACAAGGCUUCGCAGAGAACCAAAAAGAAUAAUAAAAUGGUAGUUAUUGCGAAGGUACUGAAAGAGGCACAUACAGAGCUUGACCAAAUGGUUAUGACCGCCAAGAUAAAUUUCUUUGCGACAAUGGUUGAUUCCCAUCCUAAUGUUGUCCAAUUUGUUGGAGCCGUCCUUGACAACAAAGCAUUGGGUCCAUUUAUGCUUUUGGAGUUUUAUGAUGUUGGGGUGUUGAGGACGUGGCUACAAAAUCUGCGAGCAACAGUCAGCGAUAGUGUUAUUGACACCUUGUACCGAAUUACUUUCGACGUCGCCCAAGGAAUGGACUAUCUUAGCUCUAAAAAGAUUAUACAUCGUCACCUUGCCGCCAGAAAUAUUUUCCUGACAUCGUCACUGGGAGCAAAAGUUGCAGGAUUCGGCCCGACAAGGGAAACAGAGCAGCAAGACAACGAUAACGGAAAGAGUAAAGUGGCGAUCAAGUGGAUGGCUCCUGAAUGUAUGACUACCGUGAAGGACGCAACAUUGAAGAGUGACGUAUGGUCAUAUGGAAUCGUCAUGUGGGAAAUCUUCAGUCUGGGUGAAACCCCGUAUCCCGGUGUGCGGAGUACGGAUGUGGCAAACAAAGUUAGAAAAGGAUAUCGUAUGAGUCGUCCCGAAUAUUGUGCUGACCUGCAUUAUGAGCUGAUGAAGAAAUGCUGGAGUGAAAAACAGUCAUCACGUCCUAAAUUCACGGCCAUUGUCCAGGAUAUCAGCAGCACCUUCAGCUCGAGUCCAGACGAUUACUAUUACUAUGCCACGUAA
Messenger RNA from Ylistrum balloti, 3267 nucleotides. RefSeq lists its product as uncharacterized. The coding region runs from base 1 to 3267 and encodes 1088 amino acids. The record is from RefSeq and is a predicted model, not a curated record. NCBI's taxonomy places the organism in Eukaryota, Metazoa, Mollusca, Bivalvia, Pectinida, Pectinidae. The transcript is spliced from 19 exons. Gene Ontology annotation, cellular component: signaling receptor complex. Gene Ontology annotation, molecular function: ATP binding; transmembrane receptor protein tyrosine kinase activity; protein binding. Gene Ontology annotation, biological process: positive regulation of kinase activity; multicellular organism development; protein phosphorylation.